Messenger RNA from Dissoconium aciculare CBS 342.82, 6128 nucleotides. RefSeq lists its product as uncharacterized. The record is from RefSeq and is a predicted model, not a curated record. Gene Ontology annotation, molecular function: nucleosome binding. Lineage: Eukaryota; Fungi; Ascomycota; Dothideomycetes; Mycosphaerellales; Dissoconiaceae. The coding region runs from base 215 to 5983 and encodes 1922 amino acids. Gene Ontology annotation, biological process: chromatin organization. Gene Ontology annotation, cellular component: HIR complex; nucleus. The transcript has a single exon.
CAACUCGACGCGUCUCCCUGCCGCGCCGUCAUCCAGAGCGCGCACGUGCAAUUCAUGAUUGGAGCGACAACGACUACAUUCAUCCACGCAUACCGGCAAGACAGCUCUGUGCUGCGAAUGAUGCUCUCAUCUCACAUGUUGAUUCAAGGUGUCGUGUGAGAUUCCCUGCCGCAAGGCUGAAUCGCUCCCGAGUGUCAUAAUCUAAAGAACGAUCAUGUCUGGUUUCAAAGCCCUAAAUCUUGAGUCGGACGACGAGUCGGACAUCGAGAUCGACGACACAAAGGAGAUUCAGAUCGAAGAUGCUCUCAAAUUGUAUCAGACUGCGCUGAAGUACCACUCGGAGGGCCCGUCAUCGUUCCGCAAAGCCGAGGAAGCCUACGAUCUGUUGUUCAAGUCCGACAUUUUCAAGUACCCUGAAUCGCAAAUCGAAUUGCAACGUAUUGAACUUUAUGAUGGGGAGCCAGAUGUCUUGUGGGACGAUUCCGACGAGAGAGUGGCCGGCGUCAUCCCAACAGCGAGUGGUCUUGACACUGGCCCGAGCACGUUGCCUCAAAUCUUGCAUCUUUCGCACAAGAAUUACGCGCAAUUUAAGCUCGAUGUGUUGAGCGCGAAGCUUCAAAGCAAGCCGGCAGGUCGAGCUGAGGUACAUGACGACACGUCAACGGCCCUGGAACAUUUUGUGCAAGCCCUUGACAAAGACGAUAGCGACGUAGACCUGUGGCAGCGUACAGCCUCGGUGGGUCAGCUGUUGAACAGUUCGCGUCUUGCUAGAUUCGGCUGGGAAUCCAUACUCGAGGGCGAUGACGAUGAUCCAGACGGUCUGUACUCGGCAACAGGAUUAGAGGAGGCUCUUGCUACAGACCAACUGCAAGACUUGAUUCAGGGUCUGGGAGAUACACUGUCAGCGCUGCAGCGAUCGACGCCUGUUUCCACAAGAAAGACCGUCUCCAAAGCAUUGCAGAUGCGACUUCGUCCGUAUGCUCGGCUCAUCGCGCAGCAGAAAUUAUUGGAGAGACAACCCGAGAAUCUCGUCAAGCCUGUGGUGCACAAGGUCACCCUUGAUACGCCAACGACAUGGGCUAUGUUUGGUGAACAGAUCCUAGGACAACAAGCUGCCGAGCAGCAUGGUACGUCUGCGGUCCAGCCAGGCCUUGCACUAGAGUUCCUUUCUAUUCAGCGGUCUAGUGAAUCUUCAUCUGUUGUUGCAUUGACAGAGGCACCAUCUACGACGGCAGGCAAUGCAAGUGAGGAUAAUUAUUUCGUCCGAGGCGCCAUACUUACUAUCGAUGAGCAAUUCCCAGGCCUUGACAGAGGUCGGCCUACAGUACAACCCAGUAUUGCGGCCGCGGAUGCAAGCAUGCAAACCGUGAUCGAGCGACGAGCUGAGCGGUCCAAAUCAGCGCGCGAGUCUACCGGCCCAUCCCUGCCAUCACGAAAACGAUCAGGUGAUGCAUCGGGUAUGCUUGAUGGGGCAGAGGAAGGGCGCUCCAAAAGCAAGCGAUUACGCGCGAGAGAUUCGAACGCCGAUGCUCUAGACACGAAGCAAGCUAUACUCGAUGCCAAUGCCCGUUGGGAGUACGAACAGCAAUUAAACGAGUUCCAGGCUGCUGACGAUUGGAUGUUCGAGACCGUUGGUAAUUUCUUUGAGAGGAUGGGCAUUGUCAGAUUUGAUGCAGCUCGGCAUGUUCGUCAGGAAAUGCAGCCCAAUACCAGCGAUACUGCCAACUCCAGUGAGUGUACCAAGCACGAUGACAAUCUAAAAAUUGUCCGAGCCGAUCUGCAAGCUUGGCUGCAAAACUACAAUGAGGCAUUCGCGCAGCUCUCGUUGCUUGGUUCGAGUGGUCUUAGUUUCGGGCAAGGACUUUGUCGGACAGAUGUCGCCGAUAUGUUCUCUGCCAGCGCAGUCUCGAAAUCGACGACACGCAUCGAGCCUAUGCCGAAUGAUGGGCUCUCGUCUGUUUUGCAAGCCAUCAACAGGCGCUGGCUCAACACCGCUGGUGUUGCGUGGGAGUUUGUUAGAGCGUUACUUGCUCCUGGAGCGCACACAGCAAGUAGUUACAGGCAAUAUCUUUGGCCGGAUGAUCUCAAGACAACCGUCGUUCAAGUGCUUGUGAACCUAGAUGAGCCCUUGUUCGAGAAGGCUUCAAUGGCCUUGGAAAGCUGUCGAAGAGGCGGAGGAAAGAAGAGGGACGACGCGACAAUCGCAGAACUGGUGCAGGGCAUUUUUGAGCUCCAUCUAGACAUAUACAGUCUGAUCUCAAAAGUCAACAGCGGUGUCGACACGCAGACAAUCGUUUAUCAGGGCGAUCGCUUGCAGCGGUGGUCAGAGCUGGCCAGAGAAGCAAUCUCAUUCCGCGCAGUACGCCGAGGUUCAACAAGCCUCGCAGACCAGCUCAACUUACGCUUCUUGUGGGCUACAACAUUUCACCUCAACGCCCUGUCAGACGUCUCACAAGAGCACGUAAUUGAGUGCAUGAACGACCUGCGUACCAUCGUCUCGAGCGCUGAAAGCACCGUGAUAAAGCUCCAAAAUAAUGCCAUCAUGCCAGAGAUAUCGUUGCUAUCUCUGGACCGCGAGAUGUCCAAGUUGACACUGCGAGACUUCUUUGCAAAGGUCACGAGCGAGAAUGAUCAAGAUCCUGUAGCAGUCAUAGAAGGUCUCGAGCCCCUUUUGGAAACUUUGAAUCCAAUCUCCGGCACCUCAACAACUCGCGAUCCAACCGAUUCAGGCGUGCCAUUCGCCGAUGCAUCGCAGGAGCUUGUCCGUUUUCUUAAAAACAGUAACAUUUCUCUACGCUUGUCACUAUGGCAACGUCUCCGCGAAGCGUACGUCAAGAUCGAAUAUGCACCUAUGCAAUUUUAUUGUACCAUUCGCAUGAUUGGCCUUGUUGUGGAAGAGAUGAAAUCAGGAGAGACACAGGGGCUCGAUCCUGCUGAGCGUCAAACCGCUGCCCUGAAAAACCUCCGUGUGCUUCAAGAUAUGAUCGCACUACUUGACAAAACGAUGCGUGCUUCAGCAGAUGCUCUUUUACGCAUCGAUGAAGCCGGAAUGAAGAUGGCAGUGUCUGUUCUGGGUGAGAUACUACAAUUGUGUCAGGUGUUCAAUGUGUUCGAGGAUUCACAUCGUGUCGGUCAAGCUCCCCGGCCCAUGGGAACCAAUGGCUCUCCUGCUCCGUCCUUCAUGGUUAUCACAAAGGCUGUGCAUGACAUGCAGGUUCAGAUAUGGCUGAUUCUUUACGGGUUGUUCAAAGAUGCCAUUUCCCAAAGUCGGGAACAAUUCCCAACUCCAGAUGAAGAUCGGUUCGACUUCCUCCGCGCGGUCCAUCGCAACCUUGGCAUUCGCGGAAUCUGCGGUGCACACAAUCGGAAGUUUGUCCAAAUGCUGAAGGACGAAUUCUUCCAGCUGACACACGUUGACGGCUACGAGAGCGAACAGGCGCAAGUACUGCAUGAUCUCUAUGGCAUCAAUUGUUUCCUCAAUCCUUCUUAUGAGCUAAUUGAGCACCAUUGUACAAAGAAUGCCUUCUUGGACAGAGGUGCAGCCGCCCAAACGGUCGAUCUGCUGCUCACGCAAGCUUCGAAACUUCCGAUGAAAGAGCUCAUCAAACACACACUCAAGGACACCAUCGAGGUCGUGCAUGGAACGCUUGCUCGAAAUAAGAAGACUGAUGCCAUUAUGCGAAACCGAGAGGUAUACCGGGCCUUCUUCAAAUCGCCCAUCAAUCCGAUAGACAUCUUUGCUUGCCUGAAGGGUGCGGGAAAUCAGCUGCCGCUUACACCGAUUCCGAAAGAAGAUGCUUUGAUGGCUUCCAAAGGCUGGUACUUCUUGAUGGGACACAUCGCUCUGACGAAAUUUCGCUCGCAGAAGCGCACAGUGCCCACGCCCACAGAGGAUCUCGACAUUGCUAUCGCGUUUUUCAACCAGGAUCUUGACUACAGUAUGGAUAAUUGGGAGACUUGGUUCAGACUAGCUCAGGCGACCGACACGAAGAUAGAGGAAAGUGUGCUCUGGUCGGCCGAGAAACUGAACACUAGCAUGCAGGACAUAGUUCUCAUGCAGAAACAAGCCAUUCACUGCUAUAUCAUGGCGACCGCACUGGCAUAUCGGUCUGCCAGCUUUGCCUUUGAGACAUCUGAUAAGAUGACGGAACUGUGUGGCGAUUUUGCAUUACGACUGUACAGCUCUUCUCGCGAACCGUACGGCAUGCAAGCUUUUGCUGCUCCGGUGGAGGACUUUGCCAAAUUCAUCACUACAGGUCAUACCGGUGUGGAGAGAGUAGCUGCUUUCAAGCCGCUAACUCCCUACACAUGUUGGAAGUUGGCGAAUUCGUUUCUGAGGAAGGCCAUCGCGGGCAAUCCGGAAUCGUGGACGCUCCGAUACAUGCAUGGCAAAUGCCUCUGGAAGAUGCACACGGCCUCCGAGCGCGACAGAUCCCGGCAUGAUAAACCGCCCAGUGCGAUUGAGGUAUUGGAUGCUUUCAUACAGGCUCUGGCUCUUUGUCCCAAGAAAGAUGGACGCGAUUCCAAGCGUGAGCAGAUAUUAGAGCCGCACUACAAGCUUGUGGUGAUCGUUCAUAAGCUGGUUAUCAGUGAAGCAAUUGAUUUGCCACAAGCUCGCGAGGCUUUAAACCACACACAAUAUGCUCAACGGGAGGAAUUUCCUGAGAACCGAGAUGGUUGGGUCUCAUUCAUGCUCGAUGUUCUGAAAAAGCUUCGAGCGGCAGACAAGUCCAAUUGGUAUCAUCGGAUGGUGGUCCGUUCUGCUUUGCUGAUGUCGACGAAUGUCAAGACUGAAAAUGGUGAAACUGACGCAGACGGCACUCUCGGCGCCGAGACUGCGAAGAAUGAGCUCACUCAACAGAUGUUCACGAAGACAAGAGGCCUGCAGAUCUGGAAGCCAGACACAGAACGCCCAGGUCGGCACUUUGUCUAUACCGCGCGCUAUACUCGCAUGUUUGUGAAAAUUCUCAAGCAACUCAAGGACCGCGUAUGGCUAGACAUUCUCGCAAGACGAGUCCGUAAGAAGCCGCACGAUAUCUUCGAGCACAGUCUGGUAUGGCAGGAUUUGUGCGCCACUUAUCUGCUGCUCCUUCGUGCACAUGCCGAAAUUGCCGAGGGACUAGAAGUGUCAACAUUCAGCAACAUCGCUCACGAGGACUUUCUACUUCGUAAGGAACCCCUAGAGAAGUGGAUGCAAGCCCAGGAUACUGGUACAUCGGCUGCAUUGGACGUCUUGCGCGAAGUGCAAGAACUAAAGAAGGUCAAUCAGGGGCUGAUGAAGACCGGAACUAUUGACGAUCUGAUCGGAGAUUCAUACGCUCAUCUUUUCAACACUACCGGGAAACAAUUGUGGGAUGAGCAAGAGCGCAACAAACAAAGCGAGGAAGCUGAUCCGUCAGCUACUAACCAGAACCCGUCAAGGCCUGAAGCCAUAGACCUUGCUCAUCUAAUGAAUGUUAAUGGCGCGGAUGAAUCAGGGUCGACAGCACAAGCAACUGCAGCUCCCGAGACUGCUCCUGUACGUCGCAAGAUCGGCGUAGGACGCCGGGAGAUCCGCAAUUGUGCAGAGGGCUGCUACCAGAAAGCAUCGUCGCAAACAAAUGCAACGAGCAAGGCGGGUGAGCCAGCCGAGCCCCGUCUAAAAGCAUUCGUGGAGAUCACACGACAAUACGUUACCUCAGCCGACCCUCCUACAGUCAACAGCGCUCCAGGCAGCAUACAUGAUAGUGCGGAUGACGAAAGUGAGCUUAGCGAGCUCGAGGAAGAAGACGAAGAGGAAGAAGAAGAGCCAACCGUGAAACAAUCACCUUUUGUUCAUCGUCCGAUGUUCCCAGGCCUAGCUUCUUUCUCGAGCCAUGUUGUCGCGGACGACUCAGUGGUUGAUGAAUCAGAAGAUGUGAACAUGCAGGAAGAGGACGAGAAUCUAAACAGAACGGAUCAGGAAGUAGAGGCUGCUCCGCAAGAUGACGGAGAGGGGAAGUAGGAUGCUUGAUCAUGGGAGACAUCUAAAGUUCUGGGUGCGCAUGGCCAGGACAGGGAGCUAGCUCGGGUGUAUGCCAUUCUUCAAAAUGUAGUUAUACUUUCGCUAUACUUUCGCCCGAGGUAAUAAGAUCACAUGUUCCUGGAGG